GCCUUUUGUGAGCCACGCAGAGUAUGCUUUUAUGGUAGUAAAAGGAUCACCAUCUACUCGUAAGGAUAAUCAGAAACACAACGAAGCACAGACCUCAAUAAAGUGCGCAGCUCUACCUGCCUCAGCGCUUAUAUAAUUUUACACGAAGGCCAGUCGAGUGCUCCCUAAAGUGCCUAAAGUACUUUAGUGCUACCUGGGCCAAAGUUCUCGGGCACACAGGCUUCCUCACACAGGCUCGAGGCAGCGGUCAGGGGCACCAGGAGCGGCCGGAGGUUAUUCGUCUAUUUGACUUCACCGGUAAACAACAUGGCGCCGAAAGCUCGGUUUCAAGACGGCGAGAAGGUUCUAUGUUUUCACGGGCCGCUGCUGUAUGAAGCUAAGUGCAUCAAGGCACAGGUUAAAGACAAGCAAACCAAGUACUUCAUCCAUUAUAGUGGCUGGAACAAAAAUUGGGACGAGUGGGUUCCUGAAAGCCGUGUACUCAAGUUCAAUGAUGUUAAUCUCCAAAAGCAAAAGGAACUCGAGAAGGCGCACCUGUCCUCCGCCUCUCACUCGCACUCUGCUUUAAAAGGAAAAAAAAACAAAGCUACUAAACCAAAGAAAGAGAUAGACAAAGAACGCUCCUCGACUCCAUCCCAAGAAAAGCCUCAGAAACAGAAAGGUGGUGCAGCAGCAUCGGCAGCCGCUUCCCACCAGGCAACCCCUAGUCAGGCUUCAGAGUCAGGUGGAGAAAGCCACAGAAAGAAACGGAGCCGUUUGGACCCCCAUGUCGAGUCGGAGGAAGCAUUUUUGGCUCGAGUAGAGAUCAAGGUCCGUAUACCAGAUGAACUCAAGCCUUGGCUUGUAGAUGACUGGGACCUUAUCACACGACAAAAAAAGCUUGUUCAGCUUCCCUGCAAUGUUACUGUGGACCACAUUUUGGCCGAUUAUGUGAAACAGAAGACGUCAGUGAAAGGAAUUUCAUCUAACAAGGAGAGUGCUGUCAUUGAAGUGACGAAUGGGCUCAAGGAAUACUUCAAUGUGAUGCUAGGAAGCCAACUUUUGUACAAAUUUGAACGGCCUCAGUACGCCGAUGUUUUAAAUGAGAGACCAGACACCCCAAUGUCGCAAAUAUAUGGUGCCAUUCACUUACUCAGGCUGUUCGUGAAGCUUGGCAGCAUGUUGGCUUACACACCACUGGACGAGAAGAGCGUCCAGCUUCUGCUCCAUCACAUUCACGACUUUUUGAAGUACAUGGCUAGGAACUCCCAGCUGUUCAGUCUGAACGACUACACAAUAGCGCCUCCAGACUACCAACGAAAAGCCAUCUGAAGUUGAAAAGCUGCACUGCUGAAAACAAAACCUCUAAUCACUGUGUGGAAAUUGUCUUCCUUGCACUUGCUGCAUUUAUUUGCCGCUGCAGGUGCAGUUAUGCUAUAUACGUGAGCUCAGGAGAAAGGAAAACUCCUUUGUCACUGCUGUAUCUCACUAGUAAACACAGCUUUGCGACAACAAUUGUGUAAUUUAUGCCCAAGUUGAACGCAUUUAAGCUGUAUUCAUUCUACAAAUGUCAUUCAUUGUCAAGGUUUCCAAAAGUAUAGUUCUCAGUCUGUCUGAAGAUCUUGUUGGAUGACUGUCAUUAAACAAAAGUGUGAAUGUUCAUUGUGAAAGUAUGCAUGUUUACAAAUACAUUUAGGAUGUUCAAGCUCAUUUUGUUGUUAGUGGUCCUUUUACUUGCUUUGCAAAAAGAGUGCUGGAACUAGUAGUCAUGCCUCUUUUUGCCACAAGCAGAAACGGUCUAUGUUAAUACAUAAAUGUGGUACUGUAUGAAUACACAAUUUUUCAGGCUAUUCAACAUGCACAUGAACACACACGUCUGAGAGUAGCAGCAUGGCUCUGAAGUGCGUGUAGAUUUCUCCACCGCAAGACUUGCUAUGGUAGUUUAGUGCCUAUGGCGUUUUAGGUCAUAAGUUCGAUCCUCGCUGCAGCGGUUGCAUCCGAAAUGCAAAAACACUCGUGUGCUUUAGGUGCAUGCUAACACGUUCACUGCGGCACAAAGAAACAAAGUUGGCGAUGGCAGCACCAUCAUGGCACUGCAAUUUGGUACUUUCUUUGAUGACUGUCUACAUGACUGCUUCCGAAAUCAGUGUGUCUAGUUUUUUUAGUACAAAUAUUGCAUCAUAGACACCCUUUUUUUUUUUUUCAUAUCUUGAACUUGUUCAGGGAUGCUGGCUGGCAUGUGUUUUGGCAGAUGGCGCCACCAGGCUGUGUGCAACAAAAAAUCCAGUGCCGUGCGACAUCUCGGCACAUGCAAGGAUAUAUUUUUAUUUGUUCAAAUGAAUAUAGCUCAUAUGGAAGUUCAUAAUAAAGUGUUCCUCGACUGUCAUGGAUAAA
Messenger RNA from Dermacentor andersoni, 2373 nucleotides. RefSeq names its product mortality factor 4-like (gene MRG15). The record is from RefSeq and is a predicted model, not a curated record. Gene Ontology annotation, biological process: regulation of DNA-templated transcription; chromatin organization. NCBI's taxonomy places the organism in Eukaryota, Metazoa, Arthropoda, Arachnida, Ixodida, Ixodidae. Gene Ontology annotation, cellular component: NuA4 histone acetyltransferase complex; nucleus.